AUGGACGCCUCCGACAAUCCUCUCGGACACCGCACCAAUAUCCUCGCCGCCCAAAGGCUUCAGUUUUACCAGGGAUGUGUGAUUAUUGAACUCCACCGCUUGAAAUUUGAACUAAAUUCAGUCCUUGGAUCCCGGUCAUUGGAUGAACGGAACGUGGCGCGAAUUCACAAGAUUUUUGAAAUUGAGGGUUGCGGCAACCUUGAGCCGGAACACAGAGUUGCUGCGCUGAUAGACCAGGAAACUUUGUCAAGGGCGCUUUUGCUAUCAGAUCUCUCUCGGGAGUCCCUCUUAGACCCAACAAAUCAGCCACUGCUACUCCUUGAAGGCGAUGUACAAUUGAUAUGUGUCUAUGGGAAACACCGCUUAAAGGCUGCAGAGUUGUUUGGGGAGAGAAGAUGGCUAGUAGACCUCUAUCUUGAUGCGAUUCCUUCUGAGGCUCUUACUCAGCUUAGAGAGGAGUCGGCAAAAAGUCUUGACCUUACUGAUGGUGAGAUUUAUCGCACACUGAGGCUAUACCAGAUUUCCCAAAACAGUGCCCAGGAAAGGAAAUGGCGAGCAAAGCUGAAAUCUGACGGCCGGCGUCAAGACAUCCGGCGCUUACAGCGCGACACAGCUCUUCUCGAAAGUCUGGAUAGACUCCUGCCAUUUCUCUUACACCGUUACUUAAGCCAUAUACACGAAAGAUGGUCCCGAAUUUUCGAGGGAGAAGAUGCAUCAUUUGUGGACCCAACUUCUGUCCACCUAGUUGAAGGAUUGAUGCCUCAAAACUCUUUAGAGGAUCGCCGCCGCAUUUUGAAUCUUGUAGAGUCGCGACAGAUAUUUGCCCUUGUUACUGGAGUUAGCCAACGUCAGGCUAUGCGAGAACGUCUUCUCUCCACACCUGGGAGGAUCAUAUCCUUGAACACACUGACUCAAGAUACCCUCUUUCUUGAGGAACCAGCAAAAGCACUCCGUCACCUCUGUCCAAAGUUCACAGGAAGCUUCAGACAGGUUAUGCUUCGUCACUGGAGCAUAGAUGGAAGUACAUUUGAGAUUCAGAAAUCAGAGCACAAGUUUGGAACCAUGCAACAAUCGGCAAAUUCAUUUCCACUCUGCAUGAUGCAACUUUGGCUUUUUGCGUUCAGACAUUUCAUCCAUCAACAGCGUCGCGCGAAAAUUGAUCUACAUGAUUUUGGAUGGUCCACCGAGGAUCACAGCCUGAGAAAAUUAGCAAAAUUGGCUGAGCGUCUAGGAUUCAAAACGGAAGAGAUCACCGCCCUGGCAAAUGAAGACAUAUACAAAAGCAUUGCUAAAGGGUUUAUUGAGUCACUAUGUAGAGAGGAAUUCUACAUAAUCGAAGAGCGUCGAGUUCAAUAUCUGUCAGGCCAGCUGCACAAAAUUCUGCGCAAUCUUCCAAGAUACUCGGAAGAAGAUCUCGAUGCCGUGGAAUUUACGACGAUCAACCCCGAAGCAGCGGCUACAAACAGGUUUAACUGUCCAACGCGAGACCAACACGAUCAGCAACGAAAACAUCUUUUUCUAGAAAAGGUCUUUGGUCAAAGUCAACCAUCUGCACAAUAUCCAACUUCCCUUGGCGUGACAAGAGAAAUUUUGUACUGUUUCUUUGGCGACAUCCAGACAAUGAUUUCGAGUCAGACAGACACGGUCUCAGAAGGUUAUACAGAGCAAAUUAGUCUUCAGCCUAAUCAGGGAACAUUGAUAGAUGCUCCCACCGCGCUAAAUCCUAUCAUCAGCCGUCUCGAAGCCCUGGUGGAAGAAACCGAACCUAAUCUCGAUAUUAUUAUGACAGAGCAAAUAGAAACAAACGAGGUCCCGCCGGACCAGUCCUCCAGUCGGUAUUCUCGAAGUCCUGAUACGCGUCGAAGUCCUGAUGCGCGUCGAAGUCCUGAUUUGCGUAUCAUAACGAGGGACAGCCCCAGUGAGCCAGUCGAGAUGGAAACUUACCCAAGUGGAACACCUGAUCCCCCACCGCCUUUAGCCUCAGGCUUCGAAGAUCUCUCUUGUAUUGGCCCAAUGGAGAGUAAAAACUAUUUAUCUGUGCGCCACAGGAUCCCUGAGAUUCUUAGGAUAUGGUUCCAGUCGCAGCGAGAGGUGAUAGUUAUUUUUCUUUUUGAAUUUCGGACGUAUUAUAAGUUGAGCACGGAAGGUGGACUUAGCCUGCGAUUGCUGUUACAGGACCUUUCCAGAGAGCACAUUUUCAUACUAAUCAAUGAGUUCGGCAUUGGGACGCCGGAUAUAAACAAGACUUACGAAGCGGCGAUGAAAGAGCGCUUGUUGUUGGUCAGCAGAAGAGAGAACCCAGCUCAAGGGAAAAAUGAGGUCGGAUUGAUCUCACUGGACAGGCUGCAGGAAUAUGUUUCCAACUAUGAUAUUCAAACAGGAAAGAGAAAGCGAAACAUAGACGAGGGGUCUGGCAAGCGUCGUCCUGGGCUAAGCAGACAGUCUUCAGAGGACGACAUACGUUAA
Messenger RNA from Penicillium daleae, 2466 nucleotides. RefSeq lists its product as uncharacterized. The record is from RefSeq and is a predicted model, not a curated record. NCBI's taxonomy places the organism in Eukaryota, Fungi, Ascomycota, Eurotiomycetes, Eurotiales, Aspergillaceae. The transcript is spliced from 3 exons. The coding region runs from base 1 to 2466 and encodes 821 amino acids.